UAGCGUCGCUGAAAAAAUUUGUUUUUGUCUACCGUUGAAAUUUGCUUCGAAUAUCAAUCGAAACGGACCGCUGUGCAGACUGGUGUCGGUUUCGGUAUAUUAUUUGAAAAAUAUCUGCGCAACAUUCAAAUUUGAAAGGCUCGAGAGGACUCCUUAUAUACGAGUCAAUUGUGUGAUCAAAGACAGAAGCAACGAGUGAAUUUCUACCAGAAUCGUUCCAUAUUCGUCCGCGAUUAUUUUUCCACUCAAUUUCGUUUUUUAAUGACUCAAGUUUAUCUAGGCUUAUACAGAAGCGUCUGCAAGCAGUACGUACGUUAUUUUGAAUGCGUCUUUAUCAUCGGCGGGAAAUGAUUACGGGCGUGCGUUACUCAUGUUGAGCGGUAUCGUGAUCCGGCAUGAGGAGCCUUGAGGUAGUGGAAAGCUUUGGACGUGUGUACCGUAGGUUUUACUUUAACGACUGUACAAUUGACUAGUUUGCUCCGCUUCUCCCUCGUUUACCUAACGAUCACAGGGACUUAUGGAUACGCGUGUACAUACACGUAUUCACGGAGUACACGUACAUUAAUAUAUAAAUGAUUGCACGUGAUAGGGACUCGAAGCGAGCAAAUUUUUUCCAUCGCUUUUUGACUUUGUGACACGAAGAUGAUGCCGUCGUUGGGACCUUUCCCGGAUUUUGAUCAAAUUUUCAAGAACAGGCCGAUGAAACGUGAUGCCUCGAACAUGGCACAAUUUGGCAACAGCCGAUCAGAAUUCAUGACAAGCGAUCUCGGCUUAAACGACAUUGAAUACGAGAGAAAAGGUGGAUUUUUUAUGUCUCAUAAGAAAACAGCAUUCGUUAUAAGUGCCUUCGUUGUAAUCAUCAUUGCUGCCGGCUUUGUCGGUGCUUAUAUUGGAUCCAUUCCAAAAGAAAAGGUUUACGACACAUUAGCUCUGAUCGAGAGCGACGUUGGAUGCGAUCACGUCGUGUCAUCUAAAUUUUCGCUUUCCAAGUCGCUGUCGCCCUCUCGUUAUCGAGUCGAGCUUUCGCCGAUUAUCGAGGGCAAUACAGUCACCAAACUGCGGGGACAUGUCACGAUAGAAUUUCAGUACAAUGGAAGCUCGAGUUUGCCCCAGCUCGUGCUGAACGCCAAAAACGUUAAUUUGACCAGCGCAACGUUGGUCUCUGGCAAAACAACAAAUUCCGAAGAUUUCAAAUCGCGGAGAAAAAGGUCGGCGACGAGCAAUGACACGGAAAUCGUUGGGAACUCAACCUCAUCAAAAGCGGACGAUAGUCGAGCCCAAAAUUUAACAGCAAACGGAACAGUUGCAGCUGACGCAUCAAGUUUGGGGCAGAAAAACGCUUCGAAUGAAACCACGACUCAUGCCGCCCAAGUGCAGAACUCGUCUACCGAAAUGAAAGCAUUCGAGGUUUCUGCCAACACCACCGAGGCAACAGUCACACCUUUGACUGAAUCUUCCACAACCGAGUCAUCGGUUAAAAAUGAAACAAGGAAAAUUGCAAUAAACAGAAAUGAAACGGACGAAAAAGCUGGAUUUCUAGUGCUGUAUCCCGAGAAAGCAAUAAAAUCAGGGGAAUACCACUUGAUACUCAACUACGAAGUUCCCAUUACCAAUUACGUUGUUUACGCCAGGAAUAAUAGCGAGAAUAGUAUUGAAAAGUGGGUCGGAGCUUCUCGAAUGCAACCCACAAGCCUCCUGGACGUUUUUCCGGCCUUCAAUGACGUCAAAAUGAAGGCUCGAUUUCAAUUCAAUCUCCCACGUCCAUUCACCAUGAAGAUUUACACAAACAUGCCUUUGAAAAAUUCUUCGAAACUGUCGAACGACUGGGUUUCGGACACGUUCGAGGAAACACCGCCGAUGUCUCCCGAAAAUGUAGUCGCAGUAGCGGGAGGACAAGUUCAAAGUCUGGGUAAAAAGACAAUUGGAAACGUGACGAUGGACUUUUGGGGUGAAAAGUUGCAGCCUGGCGGGGCGCAGUAUUUAGUGAAUAAAAUCGAGUCCGUUUAUACGAAUCUUGCAACUCUUUUUGGUGUUAAUAUUUCGAUACCAAAAUUAGACAUAAUUUCGGAGCGUCUUAGUGACUAUGAUUCUUCUUAUCCAGGUCUCAUUAUGGUUCAAGAAGCUUUGUAUGCAGUGAAAAAUAACUCAUCCAAAGUGACGAAAGAGCUCGCUCUCAUGAGUCUAAUAAAUUUGUUGGGGAAACAGUGGCUCGGUGGAGUGGUCAACAGCCAAAAUUCUUCUGACAAUUGGAUCCUCGAAAGUUCACUUUUGUAUCUUCAGCAUCGUCUCGCGAAGGAUAUUGACGCGGAAUUUAAUCAUUCUACUCUUGUCAUGGACGUUCAACCGGAUGCAUUCGAGGUUGCUGGGUACAGCGUCGCGAGAUCUCUUACAUCGAAACUCGAACCUACACAUUCAAAUUCCUACUACACAUCGGAGGCUUACGCGAUCGGUGCAUGUCUGAUUAACAUGUUGCAUGGCGCAUUAAGCUCGAUGGAAUUUCGUGCCGGAUACCUAUCUUUCGUUUCAAGGUGGUCUGGCGGCAAUGCCGAUGUCAUAUCCUUCUGGAAAGCCAUGACCGUAAAUUCGACAGCCGAUGAAAAGCCGGAAGGCGACGUUAAUUUACCGGAAAUUAUGAAUCUUUGGAGCACGGCAGGAGGAUAUCCGCUCGUCACUGUUACGCGAAACUAUGAAACUGGAUCGGCAAUCGUGCAUCAGGCUCGCUUCAGCUACGACAAGCUUUCCUCGGCAAGCCAACAACUGUGGCACAUACCGUUGACUUGGAUAAGCGAUAAAAAUUCCAAUGCUACUUUGAAAUGGAUUAAAAAUCAGGCUGAAACUACGUUGGAGCUUCAAAGUGUUGCUGCUAACGAAACAAACAAUGAAACAUGGUUUGUUUUCAACCCAUCGAAGUCGGGAUAUUAUCGCGUUAAUUACGAUCAAGAGAAUUGGAAGUUGAUCGCUGCAGCGUUGCGAGAGAAUCACUCCAAAUUUUCGCCGGUAACGAGAGCCUCGCUGGUCGAUGACCUAUUUAGCGCUGCUUUCGUUCGCUCCAUUCCUUACUCCGUUGUUUUCGAUGUCAUCCAAUAUCUCCCGGAAAAUGAGCAGGAACCUGAGCCAUGGGCUUAUUUGCUGCAGCACGCGAUUAAGUUGAAUCUCGUUCUUUAUGACAGCCCGGAAUACUCCGAAUACCAGGAACGUAUGCUGACGUUCGUUUCACCACUCUUUAACCGAGUCGGUCAGAAAAUCGAAGAAGGUUCUCGGUUAACAAUGAUCUCCCAUCAAUUGGCCUGCAUGUUCAGUUGUCCAGCUUACCUCACCUGGGCCAAGAGACAUUAUGCUGGUUUUGAGCGCUUACCAGAGUUGCCAAUAAAAAAAAAUGUACCAAGUUAUUUGCGCAGCAGUCUGCUUUGCGCUUUUGCAAAAUUAAAUGGCGAGUUGAGCUGGCAAUGGUGGGAGCAAAAGUUCAGCAACGUUACGACCAGGAAUGAGAGAAAUUCAUUGUUAUCUUCGUUGGCUUGUUUCCAAGUGCCGUCAUUGCUGCAGGCUGUCCUCAACGAGAUAGUUUACAGCAAUAGCUUCGACGAAAAGGACGCUCUCGUGAUACUCGACAGCUUCUCCAUUUAUCCAGCUGCUACCCAAGCUGCCCUUAAGUUUGUCCAGAGCAAUUGGAAAAACAUCACUAGAAGGUAUCCCAAGUCCUGUAAGGUUGUUACAGCCUUUUUGGAUGCUUCAUCCACUGGUUUCGCCGGCGAAAAAGAUAUUGAGGACUUCCAGAGUUUCAAGGCGAAAAAUUACGAGAGCCUGAAAAAAGUUGGCUACGUAACAGCACUCUUGGAAGCUAAAGCUAACGCUUCCGUGUCGUUUAUAACGUCGCUUCCGAACAAUCCAAUAUCCGAAGGCAACACAACGACGUUACGAGAUGCCGAGAUACAAGAUUCACAAACCCCCAAAGAUCUCCCUGCGUAGUGGCAUUAUCUCUUGAUUCGCGUAACCGCUUAAAAAUGGCCAUCGUAGUUAACCCAAUUAUCGAUUUUCAAUUGCUUCGACAUCGCACUAAGUAGAUUUUUAACAUUCCGAUUCACAGUCACAUACGAAAAAAUUCAAUACUCUCUCGAAUCGAAAUUUGCGGCAUCUUGAAACAACGACGCCGAUUCGUAAUUUCGAAAGUUUUUCCACUGUUAAUGAAAUUUGAAUAAUUUUUCUAAGCCAAAAAAAAGAAGCAAAAGUUAUUGAUAUUUCUUUUUUUGCAGAAAAAGUUCGAUAUUUAAUAUCUUGAAAAAUAGUCAAAAAAAAAACGUGUCUCGCAUGUCAAUAAUCAUUAAUCACUCAUUGACCAACCUUGCAGAAAUAAGACGAUUCUCUACGACAACAAGUUUUAUUCUUCCAUUAUGCUUUUUUUCAUUGAAAAGCAUGUUUACAAAAACCAAGCAGCAAGUAAUGUCUCUUUUCUUCUUCUCUCGUUAUACACCAUUGGAAAGACAGAUAUUUCCUUUCUCAUUCAUUUUCUUUUGUUUUUUUUUUUUUUUCUUUUGCUUUUGUAAUGUAGUAUACAUAUUUAACAAAUUUUCACGAGGUAUACAUAAUAACUGUGUGCCUAACAAUAAAUAUUCAUUAACUUAUAAUAAUCAUUCGUUAACUGCAUGGAUCUCUUAUUUCUUUGACCUCAUCGACGACGAUAUUUCUAUGGUUAUUUUAAAUAUUCCAUAUUUUAUUUCUCGUUUAUUUUCUCCUUUAUCAGUAUCGUUAACAUAAUUUAUUAUUAUCGUAAUCAAUAAACACUAUUUCGAUUUCGUAAAUCUAUUUGUCGCUAAUUUUUUUAAUUUAUUUCAUUUGUUUUAUUCCCUUUGCGGGAAUUCUCGCAAGACAUUGGGCUCGAGAGUUGCGCGCCUUGUUUGUCCAUCACGCGCGGAUCCUUUUUCAAAGUUGUUGAAGCUUCCAGCGAGAUUCGCUCUGUGAUUUUUGUCUUAUUUUUCCAUUCGAAUAUCGUACGGUACACACUACAGGGGUGACUUUUAAAGUAUGUUCACAAUAAUCGGAUCAGUGUUCGCUCGGUAAAACUCUCAAUGACGUUGAUAUUACAGGAGACACACGCACACAUCCACACGCACACACGAGCAUACACAACACAACGAGACUUUUCCUCGUGAAACGACACUUGACCUAGACGUUAUUUUUUUUUGUGCGUUUCGUCACUGCUACAAACACGUAAUCGCUAUUUUGGAUGGGAUGGCCCACCGGAAGAACGAAUCGAUAAUGAAAAUGUUUGUUAUUAUUAUUAUUAUUGUUAAUAUUAUUAUUAUUAUUGAUUUUUAAUUAUUAAUUUAUUAUUAAGGAGAAGGAAAUUGAAAGAAAAUAUGACUGAGACGAAAAUGCGUGUUACGCACAUGAUAACGAAUGCGAGUUUGAAAGUGCGAUGCCGAUGAAAACUGUCGGUCCGUAAGUUGUAAAAUUAUUGAUGCAGAAUAUUUUUUUUUGUUGUAAUAUUUGUAAUAAUACGAAGAAAAGUUUCCCUGGA
Molecule: messenger RNA, 5515 nt
Organism: Venturia canescens
Lineage: Eukaryota; Metazoa; Arthropoda; Insecta; Hymenoptera; Ichneumonidae
Product: aminopeptidase N-like
Exons: 18
Coding region: 643-3966 (1107 amino acids)
Biological process (GO): proteolysis; peptide catabolic process
Cellular component (GO): cytoplasm
Molecular function (GO): peptide binding; zinc ion binding; metalloaminopeptidase activity
Source: RefSeq, a predicted model, not a curated record